Molecule: messenger RNA, 2215 nt
Organism: Chara braunii
Lineage: Eukaryota; Viridiplantae; Streptophyta; Charophyceae; Charales; Characeae
Source: the annotation of a GenBank genome assembly
CGACACCCCUCCAAACCUACCUCCCCAGGACCCUCGUCCUUCUGGGUCCCACCCAGACAUCUCCUUCACUUCUCCCCGUCAGUUUGCUCACUUCAUCCGACAGGAGGACGUCACGCUCUACUCAGUGAACGUCAUGGAUCUUCUUCUCUACGAUCCACUCUGUCCCGAGGUUGAGCUCAUCUCACUGGAGCCCGAUCCCCCAGACCCUUCCUCCAUCUUCGCGGCUCCCAUCUCUACAUCCACCCCGCAGCCUGCGGAUACCCCCUCGACAUCCCAGGUUCCUACGCUGUCUACUGCCGAGUCCACCUAUACGUCUCGUGCCGACGCAGACGUUGAGGAACUCAUGCAGUUCACGGCUGACUUAGAGCCCGUCAUCCGCGACCUGAUUCGGGAGUACCGCGACGUCUUCCCCCCGUAUUUCUCAUACAGCGGGAUUCCCCCGAUGCGCGGUGUCGAGCAUUCCAUCCAGCUCGUGCCUGACUAUCGUGUUCACCAUCAGGCACCAUACCGACUCUCGAUUCCAGAGGCAAAGGAACUCAAGCGUCAGCUUGAGGAGCUCCUUCGACUUGGUUUCAUUAAACCUAGUAACUCCCCUUGGGGUGCACCUGUCCUCUUUGCUCGCAAAGCGGACGGAACUCUCCGCCUCUGCAUCGAUUAUCGUGACCUUAACCGUUACACGGUUAAGAACAGUUAUCCCAUGCCCCGUGCGGAUGAACUGUUUGACCGUCUGGCAGGCAACCGCUUCUUCACGAAGAUCGAUCUUCGUAGCGGUUACCACCAGAUCCGCGUUGCCGCAGAGGACCAGCCGAAGACCGCCUUUUGGUUGCGCUUCGGCCACUACGAGUUCACGGUGAUGUCAUUCGGCCUCACCAAUGCACCUGCCACCUUCCAGACGGCGAUGAACGACAUCUUCAGGGACAUCCUUGAAGAAUACGUUCUCGUAUACCUGGACGACAUCCUGGUCUACAGUCGUACCUUAGAAGACCAUAUCAGACACCUCCGCGAUGUCCUACAGCGCUUACGCAAGCAUGGCUUCUAUGCCAAGCUCAGUAAGUGCCGCUUUGCCCAGCGCAAAGUGGACUUCCUAGGACACCAUGUGUCUGACCAGGGUCUCCACAUGGACGACGCGAAGAUCACUGCUAUUGCAGAGUGGCUCGUCCCCACAUCUGCCAAGCAGCUUCGCAGCUUUCUAGGCCUCACCAGCUACUAUAUGGGACUUACACUUAGCCCACGCGGAGAUGCGUACAACCACGCUGUUUCGCCAGCCACGAGGAUGUCGCUAUUCUAUUGCGACCUCGGCUACCACCCUCGCGUACCUGCGGAUUUCCUCCGACCAUCGCGGUUGCGCCCAAACACUCGUUGCCCUGCGCUUGACGACUGGAUCGCCCACAUGGCCGCGAUUAUGAAGCGCGCACACGAGAGUUUAGCCGACUCCCAGACUCGCAUGGCCGCACGAGCGAACCGAUCACAAAUGGAUCAUCCAUUCAAAGUCGGUGACGAUGUGCUCGUCGACGCACGCCACUUACAGCUCAUAGCAGAUAUGCUUCGCAAGUUCAGACGUCGUUUCUUCGGUCCAUGCCGCAUCCUUCAGGCCGUCGGCUCUGAUACUGCCGCUAGUCCGGUCAGCUUCCGUGUGAAGCUACCUGAUUACCUUCGACAGACUCACGUACAUGAUGUUUACCACGUCGCCUUGCUGCGUUCUUAUCGCAGACCGUCCGAGCGCUUCGCCGGACGCCCUUAUGAGCGCCCUCCGCCUAUCAUGGUGGACGGUCACGAGGAGUUCAUUGUUUCCGACAUCGUAUCACGCCGAGUUACCGACAAUACCCCUCCACGCAUCGAGUACCUUGUGCGUUGGAAGGGCUACCCUGAUGAGGAGGCUACUUGGGAGCCCCUCGAGCACUUGCAGCACGCCAGGAUGUUGAUGCGUGCAUAUGAUCGUGUUCGUCAUGCUGGGACAUCUGCUUCUACUCAGCCGACUGACCCUCUUCCUCCUCCUCCGGCUGAGGAGAUCGCUGAGGAUGAGCCCGCUCCCUCUGAGGCCGUUCCUCAGCCGCAGAUGGUCGCCUCCGAGAGUCCACAGCGCACUCAUCGUCGCCCUUCACGUUACGAUGACUGACACUCUUAUCCUCCAUCUUUCCCCACUGACUCACACCAUCAGGUACUCCAUCAUCAGCUCUUCUUCAGGAUGUCAGCGUUUUGCGGCUCUGCUUCGACA